AUGGCCCUUGCUCUGCGCCUCUUCCUCCUGCUCCUCCUGGCCGUGGCCCUGCCUGCCAGGGCUGCCCAGGCUGCUCCGCUGCAAGCGCGGGGAGCAGAUUGGGAUGGUGACAUGGCUUAUCCGGAUGCCCUGUUGGAUGACAGCUUGGACCUCUUGGAGAAUGCUGGAGGUCCUCCUAGAUGGAAGAAUGCAGACACAGGACACAAGAAAUCCCUGGAGGCAGCGAAACAUCUAGACCAGAUGCUGAGAGACCUGGAGAGACGCCGUGUAAUGGACCAAAUAUCUCAGUGGAAGGAGGCACAUCCUGGAGGAAGCAGUGGCUCAGUGCCAACCUCUACUCCAGGGAGGAAGGCGAUGCCAGGCGCAGGCACAGGCACAGGAGAAGUGCUUGUCAAGUCACAUAAAAACGCUCAGAAUCCACCGAGUACCCCAAGAGUUUUCUGCCCCCAGGAUGUGCGCAAAUCCUGCAUGAUAGGCACAGUAGUGACACUGUUCACUGUGCCACUUUCUAUGGUCGUGUGCUGUGUUGGUUUCCGGUGGUGGAAGGAAAAGAAAGAUGCCGCUGCCGCAGCUCCAGCAUCCUGGCCGAGAAGCCAUGACUCUCCCUCGCCCCCAGGGAGCCCAGAGACCGUCGGGUUUGGCAGCUCCCAGACAUGGCCUCCGCAGCAGCAGUUGUCCAAGAAAGCAGAGCACCAGCACUCCGUGCCUCCGCCACGGCCCCCCAGCCCGGCUGUGAAGCGGAAGCCUCCCGAGAUCCCCCCACCUCCUCCCCUCCCGAGCCCCCCGCCCUGGUCCAGCUAGGGCUGGAACGGGGCCAGCCACGGCAGUGCAUGGGCUACAAACAGCUUUGGACACCUGCCCUCCUGUACAAAUGACAUCCAUUACCUAUGGACAGCAGCCAGAGUCAGUUUUCAUACUGUUCUAACUUCAACAGGAAGGGCUGAAGAUUCUUUCCUGCCCUGUCUCAUCCUUUACCACCUGGAUAUUCAUACAGUUGGUUGCUGGCUGCAUCUGUUAAAGACUUUAGUAGCACUGCAUGUUUUACCCCACCUGUCAGGGAACAAAAAAAA
Vidua macroura (Pin-tailed whydah) is the source of this 1070-nucleotide messenger RNA. RefSeq lists its product as uncharacterized. NCBI's taxonomy places the organism in Eukaryota, Metazoa, Chordata, Aves, Passeriformes, Viduidae. Bases 1 to 801 code for a protein of 266 amino acids. The transcript is spliced from 6 exons. The record is from RefSeq and is a predicted model, not a curated record.